CAGCCUUUAGUCGUCUAGACUUGUUGCCUUGGGGACCACCUCGGCCCUUGCCUUCGGUCUCACCGCUGUACUGGAUUGUUGCCUUCUUGUCGCUGCGAUUGCAUGCACUAAGACACCCGCUGCUUCAUAUUUUGUGGAGAGUUAGCGAUUAUUGUACCCAUUCUUGUGAUUAAUUAUUUUAUUUUCUAGACGUUUUAUUUUCUAGUUUUAGCUUAAGCUGACAGUGUUCGAGUGUAUUAACACGUUUGCAGCUUGCAGUUCGCCGUAACAUCACGUCCGUUGCUAGAGACCGUAUCACGUUUGCGUUUUAAUUUUUAUGAUUAUUAUUUUUAUUAAGUUGCUAAUUGUUAUUUUAAAGUAUUUGUUUAACGCCUUUGAACAGUUUGCUUUGUUGUAUUUUUUUGUGUGUGGUUUUGCUUUCCGUUUUUUUUUUUGUUUUUUGUUUUAGCUGUUUCUUUAUUUUAUCUUCUGUACUAACCCCUCGGCACGGAGCUCUGUUCUGCAACGGACAUCCAGUUUUGGUUUCCACCGCUUCGAGAGGACCAUGCGAUGCAGAGCGCCGUCCUAGCCAUGACCACCACCAGCCCGUCCAGUCGCCUGUCGCACAGCAUUCCCGCCGCCAUGGCCCAGCCCCUGGCUCAGCCCCUCGGACAGCUUGGGCCGUCGCCCGCCAUCCCGACACUCAAGCAGCUCCAGGACAUCCACAUCAAGGCCAAGCAGGGCCCCAGCAGCAGCAGCAACAACAACAAUAACAGCGCCAGCGCCGCCAACAACAAUAACAACAACUACAAGCCGCUGACCGUGCCGCCUGUCGUGCUCAAGCUGACGGCCGACGCCGCAGCGGAGCAGUCCCCCAAGCGCACCUACUCGGUGUCGCACUCAGACGGCAGCAUGUCGACCUCGUCGACCCCACCCCACGAGAGCUCUGCCAAGAGGCCGCGCCUGGCCGACGAGGAGACCGACGCCGUCGGCUUUGCCGCCAAGAAGGGCGCCAGCAGCGUGGCAUCGACCCUGGCGCUGGCAGGCGCGCCGCUGCUGCCUGAGGUCGGCAGCCUGGUGCUGCCGCCACCACUACCGCCACCGCCGGGCGUCAUCCUGGCCAUGGAGAGGCCCACCCUGCCCAGCGUGCUGCAGUACAGCCCUUACCUCGGCCUGCCGCUGGGACCGGGCUCCCCGCUGAGCUCCCCGCUGGGCCCCCUGGUGGCGCCGACACCGCCGCCGCGCCCGCCCUCCGUCUCCACCGCCGACCUCGCACCGCUGCGCCCGCCCUCGGCCGGUCCGUCGCGGCCGGCGUCCGCGGGGCCGUCCUCGGCGUCGCCGCGGCCGCGCAGCCACCCGCCUCACGCCUCGCCACUCAGGGGCAAGCACAAGGCCAUCCGCCAGCAGGCCAUGGAAGAGAACCGGGAGGGGCUGCUGGACUGCGUCAAGCACGUCCCGGAGAACUUCCAGUCGGUGCUCCGGCAGCACAUCCUCAUGCAGAUGCACCUGGGCCGCACGCAGGCCGCGGCCGGCCAGUCGAUGCUGGUCAGCGUGUCCAAGGCCGAGAUGAUCUCCAGCUACCAGCCGUGGGUCAUCCUGACGUACGGCGACGCGGCCAAGACCAAGACCAUCACGCUGUCCAAGUACGCGCGCAUCGUGCGCACGCUGCGCGGCGAGGAGGUCAACUCGGCCGAGAACUCCAAGUUCCGCUUCUGGGUGCGGUCCAAGGGCUUCCGCCUCGGCGCGCCCGAGCCCGACGGCCACCCGCGCAAGCCCGCCGACGACAUCCUGGGCAGCUACGGCGUCGACACGCGCUCGGGCCACCUGUACAUCUGCGCCGACGAGGCGGGCCACCCGACGCACCCCGUGGACGCGCCGCCGCUCUACGUGCCCACCGGCACCAACAAGGAGGACGACGGUCGCAGCGUCCCGGUGUACAAGCGCGUGGCCGUGGUCGAGAACUUCUUCGACAUCAUCUACUCCGUGCACGUCGACAUCGAGGGUCGCGGCAGCAAGCACGCCGGCCAGAAGAGGACCUACCGCACGAUAACGGACUCGUACGCCUUCCUGCCGCGCGAGGCCGUCACCCGCUUCCUGCUGGGCUGCACCGAGUGCAACCGGCGGCCACGUUCCCCGACGUCACCCAGCAGGCCGUCGUCCGCCGUCGUCAAGGACACCGACGACGACUCGGCCGACAGCGUCGCGGGGACGUCCUCCGGGUCGGGCUCGGCGGGUCCCGGUCACCGCAGCAGCCCCUCGCCGUCACCAUCGCCCUCCCCGUCGCCGUCGUCCUCGUCGCUGCACAGCCCUGGCCUAUCCACCAUGGCGUCGACGUCGAUGGCGACCAGCAUAGCAUCGAGCCUGGCCACCAGCAUGGCAUCCAGCAUGGCAUCCAGCAUGGCCACCAGCAUCGCAUCCAGCAUGGCCACCAGUAUGGCCACGAGCAUGGCCACCAGCAUGGCAACCAGCAUGGCCUCAAGUUUGGCGCCCAGCCUUGUGACCAGCAUGGCCUCAAGACUGCCCGGCGACCACACAGACCUGUACAUGCGGUUCGCGGACCUCCCGAGGCCGUACGAGGCCGACAUGCACACCGCGGGCCUCCUGCCAUACUCGUACCCUGAUCCCAGCCGCUCUCGCUACCUGCCCCCGCCGUGCUCGUCACCCUCGCCGUCGCCGUCCUCGCCGUCCCCCGAGUCCCGGUUCACCUACCCGCCGCAGCCGCCGUCCCCCUCCGCGUCGCCCUCACCCCUCGGCCGGCCGGCCGGCUCGACCAGCAUCCUCUCGGGGCGGGGCGGGCCGAGCGCGUUCCGGAGUCCAGCAGAGGCGCAGUCCAACGGGCAGCCCUCUGACGACCCGCGGACCACGAGUCCCGCCCUGGCCGAGGCGCUGCUGCUGCCGCUCAGGGAGGACGCCCACAAGAGCGAGCCCUUGUUCAAGCUGCCGACCGCGCCGCACCCCCACUCCCUGUCGCACUCCCCGCACUCCAUCUUCCUGCACUCGUCGGCGACGGGCCGCAAGACGGACGUGUCCCUUACUCCGCUCAGCGAAAAGCUGGCCAACUCGCCCUUCUCUAUCGAGAACAUCAGUAAGAGCAGCAGGCGGUCGCCUACGCCGCCGGACGGCGAAGGCGGCCUCCUGAGGGACAAGCUCGUUCGCGGCCCCGACCACUUCGCGGUCCCCGAGCCUCCCAAGCCCCGCAGCCCGCCCAAGGCGUCGACCAGCAAGGCCGACGACACAUUCCUGGUGCCAAGGCCCCCCAAGCCACGACACUCGUCCCACCUUCUCAAGCCGCCGCCCCGUGCACCAUCGCCGGCCGGCGCCUCGGGCUUUGGCGCCUCGUACCCGAUGCUGCAGCCGCUCGAGACCGUGGCGCCGCGCGCCCCCGACCCUCCCCCCGCGCCCGUGUGCGUGCCCGUGCCCGUCCGCCCCCUGCCGCUUCCAGCCAGGCCGACCUCCUCCAUCAUGGCGGGCUUCGAGCCGGCGGCGGGCAGCGGGCUGCUCAACCUACUUCUCAAGAGCGGCGUGCUCAGGAACCGCGGCCCGAGGACCGUCAUCCCAGACGCCGGCGAGAUUGACCUCAACCUGCCCAUCACCACGACUUACCUCAAGCACAUGCGCAGCCUGGGCUACACCGACGAGGACGCGCUGCAGAUUGAUGUGGAGAUGAGCCUGUACCAGCACGUGCUCGGCGUGCCGCUCAAGAUCGUCGACGACUACCUCUGA
This is a messenger RNA of Frankliniella occidentalis (western flower thrips), 3702 nucleotides long. RefSeq lists its product as uncharacterized. NCBI's taxonomy places the organism in Eukaryota, Metazoa, Arthropoda, Insecta, Thysanoptera, Thripidae. The record is from RefSeq and is a predicted model, not a curated record. Bases 550 to 3702 code for a protein of 1050 amino acids. The transcript is spliced from 5 exons.